Molecule: messenger RNA, 615 nt
Organism: Podospora anserina S mat+
Lineage: Eukaryota; Fungi; Ascomycota; Sordariomycetes; Sordariales; Podosporaceae
Exons: 3
Coding region: 1-615 (204 amino acids)
Source: RefSeq, a predicted model, not a curated record
AUGCGCUUCUCUAUCAUAGUUUCCGAGGUCAUCGCCUUCCUCUCGGUGGCGGUCUUUGCUGCCCCGAAUGAGAUUACUCCCAGGGAGAAUCCCGUUGCUAUUCCAGCCAAGCUCAUUCCCGAGUCAAUCGUCAACGCCACCGCCUUGGGUGUUGAUGUUUGGGGUCCAGUCCCUGACGAUGCUACAAAAGGUAACGGUUUCUACACCGCUACGCCAGGAACCCUCGGCUGGGCCUGGAUUCGUGCCCAGCAAGACCUCGGUUCAUAUGAGGACCUGCUUGAGUCUAGGGGGCUGCUGCCGUCCGCUGCCGUUGAAAAGCGCCAAACCACAAGCAUCACGGUGAACGCAUAUUCGGGGGAUUGGUGCACCGGCAGCGCCUGGCACUUCACAAACCCAGCAUACAACGUCCGCGUGCUUCCCUCCGAGAAUUCUUUCUGGUACAGCUUCGGUUUCUCAUACCGCACGCUUCGGGCCAACGAAAAUGUCCAGCUGAGACGCGGCCCGUACAAUGGUGACAGAUGCCAGACGUGGCAUGGAACUAUCAACGGCCCCACCCAAGCCGGUAUAUGCUGGCAGAUUGCAUCCACCACCUGCUUCGAGAUGAAGCAGACUUGA